CUUGCCAGCGGAAGUCACAGAGGAAACGCUCCACACGUGUUUUAGCUGCAGAUUUUGAAGGUUACAGGAGAAGCGGCGGCUGGGAUUUGUGUCCGCAGCAGAGGGUCAGAGGAGCGGCGUGGGUUGCGGUUAGAAACCGGGGCUGAGCAGCACGGAGACGGGAGACAUGGACCCCAUGAAGGCGCAGCAGCUGGCGGCGGAGCUGGAGGUGGAGAUGAUGGCUGACAUGUACAACCGGAUGACAAACGCCUGCCACAGGAAGUGCGUCCCGCCACACUACAAGGAAGCAGAGCUGACGAAGGGCGAGUCGGUGUGCCUGGACCGCUGCGUGGCCAAAUACCUGGACCUUCACGAGAGACUGGGACGUAAACUCACAGAGCUCUCCGUGCAGGAUGAGGAGAUGAUGAGGAAAGCGGCGGUGGGGAGCGGAUAGAGACUUUGAAAAAAACAGGAUCUGUGUAGAGAAAUACAAGAGUUUGGGCUGGGAUGUGUGGGAUCUAACAGACUCAUGUCUUAAUAAGAGGGAGGGUAAAUCAGAAAUGUUAAGUUAAAGGUUUUGAGGGUCCAUAAAGAUGAGAUUCCUCCUCUUUUGCAUCAGAGGAUGACGCAAACGGCAGCAGUGAAGAAGUAAUGGAGGGAAGUGGUUCUCCACAAGCCUUUCUGGAUUUUGAUUCUUCUUCAGAUUUGCCUGAAGAUCUCACCUGCAGAGACCUGCAGGUAUCCUGGGAAGAAGGACACAUGCUUAGAUUUUACGCUCAGAUUUAUGGCUAAUUUCCAGCUGUCUCUGGUCCAGAACCAUUCAAGCUACUGAGCUGUUACUGAUUAUGAAAUGAACUCGGUCAGCUGUUCACAUUUUUUUUCUGUGUUUCAAAUAAAUAUGUAAACUCAUAAGGUUGCAUAAGGUCGCAGACAUAGCCGGUCCAAGAUAUAAGUAACUUUAGCUGCUGCCUAGAGCCUCCAGACCAGCAGGGGGCCCCAACAGGGCUUGUGUAUAUAAAUCUCAAAAUUUCAGAUUUGGAAAUAUUAUCAUUAAGAAUGAGCUUACUUUUGUAUUUGGUUCCCAAAUUUCUGAAUAUUAAAUUGAAAGAAAUAUUAAAUGAAAGGUAAGAUGUGAUUUAAAGAACUAACAAAUGAUGGUUGUUUAACAGUCAUGAUUUAAUGUCACUAACUUAAUUAUUUGUUUUGCUUACAUUUGAGCUGGAUGGUUUUUUUAAAUUUACAUUUACCUACAAAUAAUUUAAUUUUUUUUGUAAUUUCUUAAAAGCUCUCGGGCCCCUAUGUCCUGACUUUAAACUGUAUUAACCACACACCAGAUAUGACGAAAGAAUAAAUAAGUCUGUGAACUAAACCUGCCUACAAAAUGUUUUUACUGCUAUUUCUUUAGUAGUUAAUGGAAAAUGAUUAAUUCUAGGCUCAAGGAACUCAUUCUGUGAUAGGAUCAAUUUAUCUUAGCAGGAAAUCAUCACACUAUCAAACUGAGGCAGACUAAAAGAGAUAUGAGGAUUUUGUUUGGUGGGUGUGAUCUGCUCAGGGCCCCAAAUACUCUAAUGUCGGCUCUGCCUGCAGGAUCUGUAUAGUUAAAGCUAUACUGAGUGUACAACUAAUUUAGAAAACAGUGGCUGUGUUGUUAACCAAGACACUAUGCAACAUGUACUCGCCAUUUUAUUUUUAUGUCCAGCUUUUGCUGUAUGGUUCUUCCAGAUAAAAUGGACUUUGCUCUUUGUUGUGCUUGUGUUGACUUUGUUUGGCCCAAAUUGGACCACAGUGAUUUGCCAGUUAAAAUUUGUUAAUGUGCAAACCACACUGAUGGUCUGUUGUUAAUCACGCUCAAUAAAAACAGUGUACUGUGUUUAUCUUCUGA
This is a messenger RNA of Xiphophorus maculatus (southern platyfish), 1861 nucleotides long. RefSeq names its product translocase of inner mitochondrial membrane 10 (gene timm10). NCBI's taxonomy places the organism in Eukaryota, Metazoa, Chordata, Actinopteri, Cyprinodontiformes, Poeciliidae. Gene Ontology annotation, cellular component: mitochondrial inner membrane. The record is from RefSeq and is a predicted model, not a curated record. Gene Ontology annotation, biological process: protein insertion into mitochondrial inner membrane. The transcript has 2 exons. The coding region runs from base 167 to 433 and encodes 88 amino acids.